This is a messenger RNA of Paramecium pentaurelia, 1847 nucleotides long. The record is from the annotation of a GenBank genome assembly. Lineage: Eukaryota; Ciliophora; Oligohymenophorea; Peniculida; Parameciidae.
AUGAUAUUUUUUCAAAGAUCAAAAUGUUGUGUAUGCGGAAAAGAUCUAUAAGCAUUGUAAGAUUAUAUAAUAUUUAUCAAGAAAGUUAAGAAAAAGCUAUAGAUGUAAAAUGUGUCACCAAGAUGUUUGUAUAAAUUGUAGUGAUAAUCGUGUUAAAGUAUACAUAACUUGAAUAUUAGUUAUAUGCCAAACCAAAUGAUUUUGUUAAAGAUUUCAAUUUACUAUAACGUGUUUGUGAUAACUGUUAUAGAGAUUAUUCAUAUUAUCAAAAAUAAAUUUAAGAAUACGGUCUCAAAUGGAAUACUAGAUCUUUGCUUCAAUCAAAAUGGAUUGGAAAAUAAGAAAGGAAAAUCAAGAUGUAAAUAUCUAUUUCCGAAAGCGAUAAAGAAAUAAUUGAUAAAGAUGUUAUAACAGGAAGAUCUGAGGCAUUUUUAUUUAAUUAUAGUUUAAGAGAGUUUAUCACUUAAUGUUAAGAAGGUUAUGAUCAAUCAUAUAUAAGAGAAUCUAUAGUUAAAGUAUUAUAACUAUUUGUUACUCAUUAUCCCAUUAUUGGAUAUUGUUAAGGAAUGAAUUACAUUGCUACAAUAUUAUUAUGUGUUUCAGAUGAAGAAGGAGCAUUUCAUAUUAUGAAUCAUAUUUUCAAAUCUAUAAUACCUCCAAGAUUUUAUUCUAAUUCUUAAGGAGCAACAUUGAUUGGUUAUUAAGCAGAACUUUAUUUUUUAAAAACAUUGUUAAAAAGUUUGAACUUAUAAAAUUUUGAUCAACUGAGUAAUUUUCUAGAUGUCUCAGGACCUCAAAUGUUGUUAACUUUAAUGUUAUAAGUAGUAAAUACAAGUUCCUUAUUUAUUAUUUGGGGAGAGAUGUUUAAAAAGAACUCCUUUAUUCCAAUUGAUUAAGCAAUCAUUCUUACUUUAGUUUAAGCAUCUAAAACUUUUGAUCUGACUAAAUAAGGAAUUAUUGAGGAAAUUGGAAAAAGUAUUUAUUAUUAUUUAUAUUAUAUAUGUAGAUAUUAAAUAUAGUGAUUUAUCUUAAUUAUUCAAUAAAGAGAGUGCUUAUUUUACAUAAUUUGAAAGAUAAGUAUAGAUUGAAUAAUAUUAUUCAUAAACAAGUAGAUCAUGGGUUAAUAAUGAAAAAUUAAUACUUUUUAGACUUAAGAAAAUUACAAAUUUUGAUACUGAAGAAAUCCUAUAAAUUUAGAAUGAAUUUAAAAAGUAUUGUAUGGAAUCUAGGAGUGUAUCUAUAAAUAGAUAAGAAAGAUAAAGUAUUAAAUAAUCUGCUUAAUUAACUGAUUCUUCAGAUGAUGAUAGUGAUUAUCUAUAAAGUUUGUAAAUAUAAUAAGUGAAGUUAUAAAAGUAUGGUAUUAAUAAGGAAGCAUUUCUUGAUCUUAUGGUAUUAUAAUCUAAUUAUAUAGAUUUUAUUAGGAAUAGUUUCAUUAGCAUUACACAAAGUAUCAAAUAUUAGAUAGACAUAAAUAUGAAUUAGUUUUUAACUUAUUUGAUGAAAAUAAAACAGAAUUAUUAGAUUUUAGAGAAUUUUUGAUUUGUUUAAGUAUCUUAUUAAGAGGAUCUUUUGAAUAAAAAUUGAAGAUGUUUUUUACUGCACAUACUGGAUCCAGUUUGAGAGAUCAAGAAUUUUAGACUUUAUUAUCAAUUAUUAUUCCAUAAGAAUUACAAUAAUAAUAAGAAUAUUAAACAUUUUUGAAUAGAAUAUAUAAACACUAAUAUACCUAUUAAGAUAUGUUAUAAGUGUCUUAAGAUCCCUUUGUUUCAGAGAAUGAAUAUAAAAGAGAAAGAAGUCAAACAUCAAUUUUCAUAGCAUAGUCAUUAAAUCAUAUAAAAAACAAUUGA